ACUGUCCACCGAUCCUGGUCCUGAAACAAAAUGGCUGGCAGCAGGAACCCGGAGUGAGCAGAGAGCGGGCAGAGCGAGCAGGAUGCCAUUUCCUCUCGAGCUCCCCGCUGCCCAGAAGCAGGACCUUCGCUGAGUCCUAACUCCCGAAGGAGCGGGGUCCUCCGGAAGAGCCGCCGCCGGCUCCAAGUAACAUGUCUUUGCUCUGCGUUGGAGUUAAAAAAGCUAAGUUUGACGGAGCUCAAGAGAAAUUCAACACAUACGUGACCCUGAAGGUGCAAAAUGUCAAGAGCACAACUAUCGCAGUGCGGGGCAACCUGCCAUGCUGGGAGCAGGAUUUCAUGUUUGAAAUUAAUCGCUUGGACCUGGGCCUGACGGUAGAAGUUUGGAACAAGGGGCUCAUCUGGGACACUAUGGUGGGCACAGUGUGGAUUCCACUCAGGACCAUCCGCCAGUCGAAUGAGGAAGGACCUGGGGAGUGGCUCACCCUCGAUUCCCAGGUCAUCAUGACUGACAAUGAGAUCUGUGGCACCAAAGACCCGACCUUCCACCGCAUUCUCCUGGACACCCGUUUUGAGCUGCCCCUGGACAUCCCUGAGGAGGAGGCUCGAUACUGGGCCAAAAAGCUGGAGCAGCUCAAUGCCAUGCGGGACCAAGAUGAAUACUCAUUCCAAGAGGAGCAGGACAAGCCACUACCCGUUCCUGGCUCUCAGUGCUGCAACUGGAAUUAUUUUGGCUGGGGAGAGCAGCAGAAUGAGGAUCCUGACAGCGCCGUGGAUGACCGAGACAGUGAUUAUCGCAGCGAGACUAGCAACAGUAUCCCACCCCCCUACUACACCACCUCCCAGCCCAAUGCCUCUGUCCACCAGUAUCCCAUGAGGCACCAGCAGAGCUCCCGGGAUUCCUACACCGAUUCCAUGCAGAGUUAUGAGAUGGACUUUUCCGAUCAGCGGCCCAUCAGAUGCUACGGUAGCGUAGACUCUGCCCCAAAUGGGCGCAGCGACGCCGAGUCCGCGUCGGGCUCGAGCCGGCAUACCGGCCGCCAGUACUCCUUAGACCUAUCGGAUAGCCCGACUGGCAGCAGCCGCUAUGCCUCUUCUGGGGAGCUGAGCCAGGGCAGCUCUCAGCUGAGCGACGACUUUGACCCAGACAAUGAGAGCCUGCAGGGCUCAGAGAUUGAAGAAGAGCGUGACGGAGACUCCUACCACUCCUGCCACAGCUCUGUCAGCUACCACAAGGACUCACCCCGUUGGGACCGGGAGGAAGAUGAGGAAGAGGAGGACCUUACCCGUGAGGGCUACAGCGAGAAUGAGGAAGAUUACCCCAAGGAGGAGGAGGAAGAGGAGGAGGAAGAGGAGGAGGAAGAGGAGGAGGAGCUCCGGGAAAUCCCUGGGAAAGAGGCCUACCCUCCCCCAACCCCUGCUCCAGCUGAGCUAGAAGAGAAGCCCCCAGUCAUCCCCACUGCAGCUCCUGAGGGGCCCAAGGUGUUGCCAGAGUCAUUGGUGGCAGAGGAGACCCCAAAAUCUGAUCGGACCACUGAACCAGAGCCUCCUAAGCCAGAGGAGAGUUACAGGGUUGGGGAGGAUGCGGAGGGCCAGGAUUCCAUGUCACGAGCCAAAGCCAACUGGUUGAGGGUGUUCAACAAAGUGCGGCUGCAGCUCCAGGAGGCCCGGGGAGAAGGUGAAAUGACCAAAUCCCUCUGGUUUAAAGGCGGGCCAGGAGGCGGUCUCAUCAUCAUAGACAGCAUGCCCGACAUUCGCAAGAGAAAACCCAUCCCCCUAGUUAGCGAUCUGGCCAUGUCUCUGGUUCAGUCCCGGAAGGCUGGCAUCACGUCGGCCCUCACCUCCAGCACCUUAAACAACGAAGAGCUAAAAAACCAUGUUUACAAGAAGACGCUUCAAGCCUUAAUCUACCCUAUCUCCUGCACCACGCCUCACAACUUCGAGGUGUGGACGGCCACCACGCCCACCUACUGCUACGAGUGCGAGGGGCUGCUGUGGGGCAUCGCCCGUCAGGGCAUGCGCUGCACCGAGUGUGGGGUCAAGUGCCACGAGAAGUGCCAGGACCUGCUCAACGCCGACUGUCUGCAGAGAGCGGCAGAGAAGAGUUCCAAACAUGGGGCAGAGGACCGAACCCAGAAUAUCAUCAUGGUGCUGAAGGAUCGAAUGAAAAUCCGUGAACGCAACAAGCCUGAGAUCUUUGAGCUGAUCCAGGAGAUCUUUGCUGUCUCCAAGACGACCCACACACAACAGAUGAAGGCCGUAAAGCAAAGCGUGCUGGACGGCACUUCCAAAUGGUCAGCCAAGAUCAGCAUCACCGUGGUCUGUGCCCAAGGUCUGCAGGCAAAGGAUAAGACGGGUUCCAGCGAUCCCUAUGUCACUGUCCAGGUUGGCAAGACGAAGAAACGGACUAAAACCAUCUAUGGGAACCUCAACCCAGUGUGGGAGGAGAACUUCCACUUCGAAUGCCACAACUCAUCAGAUCGCAUCAAGGUGCGUGUGUGGGAUGAGGACGAUGACAUCAAGUCCCGGGUGAAGCAACGUUUCAAGCGUGAGUCGGAUGACUUCCUGGGCCAGACCAUUAUCGAGGUGCGCACCCUGAGCGGCGAGAUGGACGUCUGGUACAAUCUGGAUAAGCGGACUGACAAGUCAGCUGUGUCCGGAGCCAUACGGUUGCAUAUCAGUGUGGAGAUCAAGGGUGAGGAGAAGGUGGCACCAUACCACGUCCAGUACACGUGUCUACACGAGAACCUGUUCCACUUUGUGACGGAUAUGCAAAACAACGGAGUGGUGAAAAUCCCCGAUGCCAAGGGUGACGAUGCCUGGAAGGUCUACUAUGAUGAGACAGCCCAGGAGAUCGUGGACGAGUUUGCCAUGCGCUAUGGUGUUGAGUCCAUCUACCAGGCCAUGACCCACUUCGCCUGCCUCUCCUCCAAAUACAUGUGUCCCGGGGUGCCGGCUGUCAUGAGCACCCUGCUGGCCAAUAUCAACGCCUACUAUGCCCAUACCACAGCCUCCACCAACGUCUCUGCCUCCGACCGUUUUGCUGCCUCCAACUUUGGGAAAGAGCGGUUUGUGAAACUCCUGGAUCAGCUGCACAAUUCCCUCCGGAUUGACCUAUCCAUGUACCGAAAUAACUUCCCUGCCAGCAGUCCUGAGAGGCUCCAGGACCUGAAGUCAACGGUGGAUCUUCUCACCAGCAUUACUUUCUUCCGGAUGAAGGUACAGGAGCUGCAGAGCCCACCCCGUGCCAGCCAGGUGGUGAAGGACUGCGUCAAGGCCUGUCUCAACUCGACCUACGAGUACAUCUUCAAUAACUGCCAUGAGCUAUACAGCCGCGAGUACCAGACCGACCCUGCCAAGAAGGGGGAAGUGCCCCCUGAGGAACAGGGGCCCAGCAUCAAGAACCUAGAUUUUUGGUCUAAACUCAUCACCCUCAUCGUCUCCAUCAUCGAAGAAGACAAGAAUUCAUACACUCCCUGCCUCAACCAAUUUCCCCAGGAGCUGAAUGUGGGCAAGAUCAGUGCUGAGGUGAUGUGGAACCUGUUUGCUCAAGAUAUGAAAUAUGCGAUGGAAGAGCACGACAAGCACCGGCUGUGUAAAAGCGCCGACUACAUGAACCUGCACUUCAAGGUCAAGUGGUUGUACAACGAGUAUGUGGCAGACCUGCCUGCCUUCAAGGACCGUGUGCCCGAGUACCCCGCGUGGUUUGAGCCAUUUGUGAUCCAGUGGCUGGAUGAGAAUGAGGAGGUCUCCCGGGAUUUCCUCCACGGAGCGCUGGAACGGGACAAGAAGGACGGGUUCCAGCAGACCUCGGAGCACGCCCUCUUCUCCUGCUCCGUGGUGGACGUCUUCUCCCAGCUCAACCAGAGUUUCGAGAUCAUCAAGAAGCUGGAGUGCCCUGACCCCCAGAUUGUCGGCCACUACAUGCGCAGAUUUGCCAAGACCAUCAGCAACGUGCUGCUUCAGUAUGCUGACAUCAUCUCCAAGGACUUCGCCUCCUACUGUUCAAAGGAAAAGGAGAAAGUGCCCUGCAUCCUCAUGAAUAACACUCAGCAGCUCCGGGUGCAGUUGGAGAAGAUGUUUGAGGCCAUGGGGGGAAAGGAGUUGGAUGCUGAGGCCAGCGACAUCCUGAAGGAGCUGCAGGUGAAACUAAACAACGUCCUGGAUGAGCUCAGCAGAGUCUUUGCCACCAGCUUCCAGCCACACAUCGAGGAGUGCGUGAAGCAGAUGGGAGAUAUCCUGAGCCAGGUAAAGGGCACAGGUAAUGUGCCAGCCAGUGCCUGCAGCAGCGUCGCCCAGGAUGCAGACAAUGUCUUACAGCCCAUCAUGGACCUGUUGGACAGCAACUUGACCCUGUUUGCCAAAAUAUGCGAGAAGACAGUCCUGAAGCGGGUGUUGAAGGAGCUCUGGAAGCUGGUGAUGAACACUAUGGAGAAGACCAUUGUCCUCCCACCACUUACUGACCAGACGAUGAUUGGAACGCUCUUGAGAAAACAUGGCAAGGGAUUAGAGAAGGGCAGGGUGAAGCUUCCCAGCCACUCAGACGGGACACAGAUGAUCUUCAAUGCAGCCAAGGAACUGGGGCAGCUCUCCAAGCUUAAGGACCACAUGGUGAGGGAAGAAGCCAAGAGCCUGACCCCCAAGCAGUGUGCGGUGGUAGAGCUGGCUCUGGACACAAUUAAGCAAUAUUUCCAUGCAGGAGGGGUUGGGCUGAAGAAAACCUUCCUAGAGAAGAGUCCAGACCUACAGUCCCUGCGUUACGCUCUGUCGCUCUACACUCAGGCCACUGACCUGCUCAUCAAAACCUUCGUCCAGACUCAGUCCUCUCAGGUUCAUGGUGGAAAAGGUAUUAGGUUUACCCUUAGUGAAGAAAUUUAUCCUGAGAAGGGAUCAGGUGUGGACGACCCCGUCGGAGAGGUGUCUGUGCACGUGGAGCUCUUCACCCAUCCAGGCACGGGAGAGCACAAGGUCUCCGGGAAAGUGGUGGCAGCGAACGACCUGAAAUGGCAGACAUCUGGCAUCUUCCGUCCCUUCAUCGAGGUCAACAUCAUUGGGCCUCAGCUCAGCGACAAGAAGAGGAAAUUUGCUACCAAGUCCAAAAACAACAGCUGGGCCCCCAAGUACAACGAGAACUUCCAAUUCACUCUUAGCAGCGAGACAGGUCCCGAAUGCUAUGAGCUGCAGGUGUGCGUCAAGGACUACUGCUUCGCCCGAGAAGACCGCACCGUGGGCAUCGCCGUGCUGCAGCUGAAGGACAUGAUGCAGCGGGGGAGCUGCGCCUGCUGGCUGCCCCUGGGUCGCCGCGUGCACAUGGAUGACACAGGCCUCACGGUGCUGCGCAUCCUGUCCCAGCGCAACAACGACGAAGUGGCCAAGGAAUUUGUCAAGCUCAAGUCCGACACCCGCUCAGCUGAAGAGGGCGGUGCCCCGCCUGCCACCUAAGGAGCUCUGGAAGGGGGGGGACACAGGGGCCACCCUCCCUCUGACACCCCCACACCCACUCUCUCGUACCCACCCAAAAGCCAUACAGGUUGUCCCUAAUGAGAGCUCACCACUCCCACCCCGGCUACCUCCCAGGAAGGAGCCCUGGGGCCUGCCUGGCUCCGUGCCCCUUCCCCCUCCGUGGCCGGUCCCAGGAGGAGAUGGGCCAUAUGGGAGGAAGAGCCAGCCCGGGGGCCCUGGGGGAGAAAAGUGAGCAGCCCCGGGGGUGAGUCCCAGGGAAGAGAAGGGGUAGGAGAGGCGAGGGCUCAGAGGCUGGGCCUUUGCUAUGCAGGGGCCCUCAACCUCCACCUUCCCCAUCGGUCAGCUCCUCCCUUCCUCCUCCCCACCCCAAUCCCUCCGAGAGGGCUCCUUGGGCAGACCACUCGAGGACCGGAGGUUACACAAGGAUUGCACCCCCAAAGUAUCGCUAUGAAAAGCACACACUUCCAGAGUCUGUUCUGCACAAGGAGCAAGGAGCUCCUCUCUGGAGCAUAAGAGCAGGGAGCUGGGAGCCAGCACCACCAUCCUGACUGAGGGCCAAUGCCCCCGCCACCCGCCUGCCUGCCUGCCUGCCUGCCUGUCCAUCCGUCCGUCCGCCUGCCUGCCUGUCAAAGCCCAGGGCCCUCCGCGGUCCCGCUGCCGCCUUCCACGAAGUCCUGUGCUGGGGGCAGGACUGCUCUGGUCCCGGAGAUCGAGCCCAGGGAAACGGGCGGAGAAUUACCAAAUAAUGGGCCCUCCCGCCCCCUCCCCCUCUCUCCUGGCCCCUGGGUGAAAGCACGGAGGAUGGGGCUCCUGCCCUGGACUGGCUGACGGGGGCAGGGUGGCAGCCCAGCAGGCUGUCCCUGGCUUAGGUGGCACCCCUCAAGCCCUCUCUGGGGUCUCUGCAGCCAGGGGAGGAGCUCUCGAUGCCAAUCGGUCCCUCCUCCCAACCCAGGACUCAGCGAGGGCAAAGGGCUGGACCUCAGACCUCUGAGCUCUGUUGUUGUUGCCGCUGCUCUCCCUCCUCCUUACCCCCUGCAAUCAAGUUCCCAGGCAGGCCCUUAGCCUCUCCGCCCUCCUGUCCCCAGGCCCAUCGGCUGGAGAGCCAGUACGGAACAGGGAGUGGUUCGCUGGCAAGAAGGGCUUUUUCACUGACGUGCCAGGGGCCGGGGCCGGGCCCAAGGGUCCUACUCAACUCCCUCCCUCGCCCCUUCAUUCCCUUCGCCUUCUGGGCACCCCCCUUCCCACCCUACUUCAGCCCCUUCCCUGGAACUCAGACUCUGAAACCGACGGUGGCUGACAUUCCCUCACUGCCACCCUCUACGGGCUAGAGGUCAAGCAGAGAGUGCAGCUCCCCUCCCCCCCACCCCCGACUCCCACUGGCCUCCUGCUCCAGGACUCAGGCCGGUUAAGCCAUGGAAGAUUUUUUUUAAUCCCGCCCACUGAGCAGCAUGACCCCGACUGGCAUAUUUUCAUUUUUGUGACCUUGCGCCAAGGAAGGAAGCUUCCUCCCCUCCUGUCCCUGGCCCCAGCUCCACCUUCUUCCCCUUCUGCCAAGGACUGCAUUCUGGAGGCCUGUGAAAAUACACAGGGAAGCAGAACUGCA
Molecule: messenger RNA, 7065 nt
Organism: Ornithorhynchus anatinus (platypus)
Lineage: Eukaryota; Metazoa; Chordata; Mammalia; Monotremata; Ornithorhynchidae
Gene: UNC13A
Product: unc-13 homolog A
Exons: 46
Coding region: 192-5441 (1749 amino acids)
Biological process (GO): synaptic vesicle priming; neuromuscular junction development; dense core granule priming
Cellular component (GO): plasma membrane; neuromuscular junction; synaptic vesicle membrane
Molecular function (GO): calmodulin binding; calcium ion binding; diacylglycerol binding
Source: RefSeq, a predicted model, not a curated record